UGCAAAUCCUGUAAUACUCGUGUGUACCCAGACAUCCAUCGCUUGCAGUGCAAUUCUCUGCAUUCAGCUGGAGAGUCGGUUCUCUUGGUGGCCAUGUCCUGAACGGAGCCAGCGGGAGCCGGGGGUCAGACUAGACGGCCCGGGAGAAUCCUUCUGACUCGCUCUGUUUCUAUGUUUCUAUGUCUUGACUUCCGGGGUGCCUUCCCACAAGUUCAGGAUUAUCCUCUCAGUCUCCUACAAGCUUCCCAUUUCUUUUGUCUUUCCUAGGAGCAGGCAUUUUGGCAGAAAUGGAUACCCAUCCAUCUCUCUUUCUUCAGGAAGGAGUGAAACUGGAUCAGGCUCUGGUGCCCUUUGAGGAGGUCACCGUGUGCUUCACGGAGGAGGAGUGGGCCCUGCUGGAUGCUGGCCAGAGAGCCCUGCACAGCCAGAUCAUGGAGGAGAAUCGCAGGAUUGUGGCCUCUCUCGGAGGUGACAGGUGGGAAGAGGAGAAUGAGAGAGAACUACAUGGGAUGUCUCUGGAAAGAGACAGAUGGAAAACUAGUGACCAGCAAAGAAGGAAGACUGAAGGUAAUCACAAUGGGAGGAAUGAUUGCCUUGCUCUGCAGGGCAGUGGCUGGCAUGACACAAUCCAAGAAGAGGUACACACUGGACAAGAAAAGAACGCAGACCAUGUGCACAAGAGAUCAUGCGGUUCUAAAUCAAACAAUAAAGCGCACAGCAAACUUCAAACACAGAAUAAAUCGUAUAAAUGUAUGGCGUGUGGAAAGAACUUCACUGAGAAGGCAAAGAUGAUUUACCAUCAAAGAAUUCACACUGGGGAGAAGCCAUAUCAUUGUUUGGAGUGUGCAAAGAGCUUCAGUCGGAAGAGAACUCUCAUUCUGCAUCAAAGAAUUCACACUGGGGAGAAGCCAUUUCAGUGUGUGGAGUGUUCAAAGAGCUUCAUUCGUAAGACACAGCUCACUUCUCAUCAAAGAAUUCACACUGGAGAGAAGCCAUUUCAGUGUCUGAAGUGUUCAAAGAGCUUCACUCGGAAGAGAAAUCUCACUCGGCAUCAAAGAAUUCAUACUGGGGGGAAGCUGUAUCAUUGUUUGGAGUGCGCAGAGAGCUUUAGUCAGAAGAGGUAUCUUCAUUCACAUCAAAGAACUGACACAGGGGAGAAAGCAUAUCAUUGUUUGUAGUGUCCAAAGAGCUUCAGUGAGAAGAGAAGUCUGAUUUUCCAUCAAAGAAUUCACACAGUUUCAAAUCCAUAUAAAUCCUUGGAGUGUGGAAAGAGCAAUUCUCAGAUGGUAACACUUAAUUCUCAUCAAAGACUUCAUACAGGGAAGAAAGUUUAAAGUGGUUCAUUUUGAGGGAAAUCUGACAUAAAUAAUCAAAUAAUUCACACAUGGGAUAAACCUCACAAAGGAGUGGCAACCAACUGAUCUAUUAAUGUGUUGAGACUGAGAUAGCAACAUUUCUUUUUACAUGCUGUAAAGGGUUGUACAGAUGGCGAGGUUAUGGAAUAGGAAACUUUCUUAGUUAAAUGCAUUUUACAUUUACUUAAUAAAUAUUUUUGUACAUGCAUUAAGAAUAAAUAAAUGAGUUCAAAUCACCCAGAAUGGAUCUCUGAGCAUGCACAGAGCAGUUUGUGGAGCCCACUCUGGCGUUUACGGCUAGCAACUCUCCUUAUGAAGAGGAGGGUCCCAUCACCAUGGGGAG
Varanus komodoensis (Komodo dragon) is the source of this 1698-nucleotide messenger RNA. RefSeq names its product gastrula zinc finger protein XlCGF7.1-like. Lineage: Eukaryota; Metazoa; Chordata; Lepidosauria; Squamata; Varanidae. The transcript is spliced from 4 exons. Gene Ontology annotation, biological process: negative regulation of transcription by RNA polymerase II. The coding region runs from base 288 to 1178 and encodes 296 amino acids. The record is from RefSeq and is a predicted model, not a curated record. Gene Ontology annotation, molecular function: DNA-binding transcription repressor activity, RNA polymerase II-specific.